Messenger RNA from Lichtheimia ornata, 945 nucleotides. RefSeq lists its product as uncharacterized. Gene Ontology annotation, molecular function: methyltransferase activity. Lineage: Eukaryota; Fungi; Mucoromycota; Mucoromycetes; Mucorales; Lichtheimiaceae. Bases 1 to 945 code for a protein of 314 amino acids. The record is from RefSeq and is a predicted model, not a curated record. The transcript is spliced from 9 exons.
AUGCGCUUCACGCGAUGCAAAGCCAUUGGCAUCAGCUCCCACAUAAGCAGCGAUGUCGAAGAGGGGUAUCAGGAAUCCAAGUUCCCUACUGAUCUUUACGAACACUUGGAGGGCCGUAAUUACUGUCGAAAACCGGAUAAGAAGAGCUACUUUUUGCCAUGCGACGAUGAGGAAAUCGACCGGUUGCAGAUCAACCACUUAAUGUUCAAGUCCCUCUUUGGCAGAAACUUCUUUGCACCUAUCGAAGAUGAAUUAAACAAUGGGAUUAGAGUCCUGAAUGUCAAAAGCGGUCCAGGUUUUUGGAUGAAGGAAAUGGCAAAAUCAUACCCAAAUUCACACUUUACGGGCACUGAUAUCAUUGUAUAUCCCAUCAGUCAUCCACCUCGUAAUUGCCAUUUUCACAUCGCCAAUGCUGCUCGACGCCUUCCAUUUGCCGACAAUACCUUUGACUUUGUAGUCCAGCAUGAUGCAAUCUUUCUUUACACACACAAGGAAUGGAAAACCGUGAUUGAUGAGCUAGUCAGGGUCACCAAACCUGGGGGAUGGAUUCAACUAGUGGAAUCGAGCGGUGUCCUUCAAGAUAUCGGUCCAAGUCUUUCCAUAUGGCUCAUGCGUAUUACCGUUUCUCUACAGACACGUGAUAUCCUUUGGAAAAUGGGGCACAAAUUACAUGAAGCACUUGAAUCGCAUCAAGAUAUCAGCGAGGUCGAUUAUUCGCAUCGCUCUAUCCCUCUUGCAUGGCUAGGAAAACUUGGCGAUAUUGGAUGGGAGUGCAUGGAGAGAUUACUUGAUUCAUUGAAACCUCGAUUAUGCGAAGAUUGGUCCAUGACACAUGCCAAGUAUGACAAGGUCGUUCAAGCGGCAGCCAAGGAAUGUCACGAGUUUGGUACAUGGACAAACAUACAUUAUGUGAUUGGCAGGAAACGUUGUAGUAGCACUUUAUGA